AAACCCGUCCAGCCCGCGCUCCCAUUGGCUGCCGCCACUCGCGAUCCGAUGGCCGGGAUUGGCCGAGGGGGGAGAGAGAUCCAGUGGCUGCAGCGCCGGCCGGGCCGGGAUCCAGUGGGGUCGGGUAGACGGGCGGACACAGGCUGAAAGCACCCCGACUUGUGUGAGGGGCCCCGGUAUGGCCUCUCGAUCCAGAGACUCUGUGAAGAGGGAGCCGCCCAGUCAGUUGAAGGUGAGGCACGCCAUCCCGCUGACCAGAGACACGCAGGGAAUCUACAGCCUGGCGCUCUCUGGCGACGGUCACCAGCUCAUUGUGGGCUUCGGCAACGGAGCCAUCCAGGCGGUGGACCCGGACGUUGGCAAGCCGUUGCGGGACCUGUUCAGUGGCGGAGUUUCACGCCAGGCCACCACUGGACUCUGCUUCCACCCGACGGACAACAGCCAUCUGAUCGCCGUGGGAGCGGAGGGCACUGUCGCUGUCUAUAACACCCAGACCGCGACCUGUGUCACCAGCUUCACAGAGGAGGAGAACCAGCUCUACGCGGUCGACAUCUCGGCUGACGGCUCCACAUUCGCCACCGCCGGGCGGAACCGCGGUAUCAAGAUAUACGAUGCCCGCAACAACCAGCUGAUCAACGUGCUGGAGCCAGCAGACUACGUGACGAGUGGGAAGGAGCUCCGUCCCAUUGAUGGCCACACGCGCCGCAUCUACGCUCUGCGCUUCCACCCCCAGGAGCGUCACAUCUUCGUGUCCGGCGGCUGGGACGACUCCAUCAAGAUCUGGGACAAGCGAAUGGCGAGCGAAGCUCGAAAGGUCAUCAACGGCCCCCACAUCUGUGGCCCCGGCAUCGACAUCAAGAACAACAAGAUCCUGACGGGCUCGUGGGUAGCUCGCAACGCUCUGCAGAUCUGGGACUUUCGGAAAACAACGCCGGAGAAGAGCGUUGUGUUCCCCUCAGACCUGGAUCAUGGGGAGUUCAUCUACUCCGCUCGAUACUGCACAGGAGACACUGUCAUCGCUGGGGGCAGUGGGACUAACAGUGCUCAGGCCGUCAACAUCAAGACCGAUGCGGUCCUGGGGGAGAUUAAACUGCACCAGCACCCGGUACAUGUGGUGGCCACCACAAUGGAUGGUCACGUGGUGGCAGUGGGUGGUGGCCGCGGGAAUCUCCACGUUGGCUACCUGGAGUAGAGGAGCCGGCGACAGGGAGAGAAUCGCCAGCGAGAGGGAGAAACGCCGGCGAGAGAAGACAGCGAUGGGCGUGGGGGAGACUGCGGGAGAGACGGCAGCGAUACAGGUUCUGGACCACUCGCUGCCUCAGUCAAUCAUAUUCUCAUUACAUGCAUGCUUGAACAAUG
Molecule: messenger RNA, 1359 nt
Organism: Leucoraja erinaceus (little skate)
Lineage: Eukaryota; Metazoa; Chordata; Chondrichthyes; Rajiformes; Rajidae
Product: WD repeat-containing protein 38-like
Exons: 8
Coding region: 179-1192 (337 amino acids)
Molecular function (GO): protein binding
Source: RefSeq, a predicted model, not a curated record